CAUCAAAGCGCGAUGGCACUGAAGGGGUUUACUCAUAAUACCUACAAAGAAGCCGCCGAUUUCGGUGGUUCGUCCGACGCACCUCUUUCCUAUUCACGGUACAAUGAAAUCCACCCUCAAAGCAGACCACUGAAUCCGCCGUCAUCAGCCAAAUCCAUCCAAAAUGUUGGCAAGUCGUGUGCUGCCGCCGAUUCUUCGGACCCCGCCCCCUCCAGCUCCUCCCGUUGCGACGUUUUUCAACAUCCCCAGGAGAUACGUCAAAUCCAACAUGCAGGUUGGCGACAAUGCUUCGCGCUCCCCUACGGAGGACGUGCAGUCUCCGCGAACGUUGCGGAAGAGCAGCAGGAUCCACGAGCUUCGGUCUGCAUCGACGUCUAGCCCAGUGCAGCGCACCAAAGAACAGGAGCUCCCUUCGUCGGAUUCGUCUUCUCCUACGUCUGGUAAGAAGAGAGUUGCUUCCUACGACGAGGUCAAUGGGGCAGAGACUGUCGACGGUGAUAGUCCCACAGACCCUAGACCUCCCCCAAGCGCUUCAUCAACGGGGUCUGGAGAAUUAUCAGGGAGCGUCUGCCUCUGCCAGCCUGAACCCAAGAUUCCCCGUCCGCGGAACGCAUUUAUUCUUUAUCGCCAGCACCACCAGCAUGCCAUCGUCGCCCGCAAUCCUAGACUCGCAAAUCCUGAGAUUUCGAAGAUCGUCGGCGAACAGUGGAAGGCUGAAAGCGACGAGCAGAAAAAGGUUUGGCAGGAUCUUGCACAGGAGGAGAAAGCAAGGCAUCACCAACAAUAUCCCGAUUAUCGAUACCAGCCCCGCCGUCUUGGGAAACCCGGAUCACUGCCUUUGAAUCCAUCGGGCCAGCACACGACUGUGGACAAGUAUCGUUGCCCAAGGUGCGGUGGUCGCAGCAUCAAGACUCCUACAAGCCCUUUUCUCAGUGCGAAUAAUACGCCUUUGUUGCCACCACCCAACGUUUCCGAGGGCCUCACCCCGACGACUCGCUACCUACCUAUGAUGAGCAACCUCAGCUUAGAAUCGCCCGCUCAUCGCCGUGGCCCUGGGCCAUCUAGCCUCAGCAACAUCCAGGUAACAUCGGCUGCUCGCGAGGACGCAACGAUGUAUAGUCCGCUUACGCCAGAGUUAAAGAGGCGACGAUAUAACAACUACGCAACUGUGACCAACGGACGCAGACCAGAAGCCUCAUACUACAGUUCUGGGCUCGCCCGGCGAGAUUCACUUCCCCCUAUCCAUAUGCGACCUUCCCCUCCGAACACUGCCACCAUGCCUCCUCCACGAACACCUCGCGAUGUCCGCCGCGGGUCGGUCGAUCUCAAUGUCCUCGUAACAAAUCAACAUGAUCAGAGCAGGAGCGUGGAAGCGAUGGUGAUGAGCGUUCCAUUUCCCGUCAAGAUUAAGGUUCUUGGUCGCAUAACUCCUCCGCUCAAGGACCCCGGUCCAACUAGCCCAGCAAUCCAGGUCCGCGGCGCCAUCAUCGCUGUCGAAGGCGAUGACGCAGCGGCAGUUGGGGAGCUCACAGGGUGGCUCAACAACUUCCUCGCCAAAGACAAGGAAUACAGUCCUCGUAUUGCUGAGCCUCCGAAGGGCCCAGCCGCAAACCAGAAGGAAGUCUCAUUCGAAGACUAUCUGGACCUCAUUAAGGAAUGGCACGGCAAGAGCAAGGAGAUGAUCCAAUAUAUCACCACGUCUCUUCGUCCUCCCGCAUCCGACUCCGAGUCUGAGAAAAAGGAUCCAAAGGGAAAGAAGGAAGACACGCAGAUGAAGUCUCCAUCGCUCAGCCCCAAGCCUGUCGUCAUCCUCCCCACCUACCAACUCCGCGCCUCCGACGCCUACGCUUCCAAGAUUCCUAUUCAGGACGUGUAUAGCCCUAUGGAUCACUGGCAGUGGAUGGCGACGCUUUGGCGGGGAACCGUGGGGCCAGAUCUUACGAUUUAUGUGAAAUCUGCAGACAAGGAUAGCUCUGCUGGGAGCGGAAUAGGUGGGAAGCUGGUUGAGCUGAAUGAUGAGGUUCGAUGCUUGACGGUGCAGAGGGAGAAGGAGGGACGGUUUGCGGAGGCUGCGCUCAGAAGGGUGGGUUUUGAGGUUAGUGAGUGGGUUCGGAGUGUGAGUGUUGGAGGGAGUGGAAAGAGCUCCUGAUUUGGUGCGAGUCUCUUAAGUGCAUGUAUAUGUUGGC
Molecule: messenger RNA, 2186 nt
Organism: Trematosphaeria pertusa
Lineage: Eukaryota; Fungi; Ascomycota; Dothideomycetes; Pleosporales; Trematosphaeriaceae
Exons: 3
Coding region: 164-2149 (661 amino acids)
Biological process (GO): anatomical structure morphogenesis; cell differentiation; negative regulation of transcription by RNA polymerase II
Molecular function (GO): DNA-binding transcription factor activity, RNA polymerase II-specific; RNA polymerase II cis-regulatory region sequence-specific DNA binding
Source: RefSeq, a predicted model, not a curated record